UCUGGGCUAGAGUUACAGAAACUCUAUUGUCUCGUUCUCCAGAAAUCCUUCUCCAAGGAAAAGCAGAAAAUGAAACUGAUAUUAUCGAUGUUUACAAAACCUCAUUCUUCAUCACAACAAUCACUACCAAACCUCUUAAAAAGUGGUUUCACUCCUACACUUAAAACCUCUAAUAACUUUCUCCAUUUCUUUUACAGAACCCACAAAUUCAAUUAUCUCAUCCAUUUCCUCUCUCAAAUGAAAUCAAGCAACAUUACACCAAACUACCAAACUCAUUCAAUCAUAAUCAAAUCUCUUCUCAAAAGAAAUAAAUUCCAAGAAACAGAAACUUUUAUAAAAACCCUUAAAAAUCAAAACUUUGUGCCUGAAAAGGGCGUUUUUGAUUCAUUAGUUCAAGGUUUUUGCGUUUAUGAUAAGAAUCCAGGAAAGGGUCGUUGCGUUUUGAUGGAUUGCUUGAGAAAUUAUGGUAUGAAGCUUUCUCAUUCUACUUUUAAUUCUUUGAUUCAUAGUUUUUGUCUUAAUGGUGAUAUGAGUAGAGCAAUUGAAGUCUUAGAAUUGAUGAUUAGUAAUGAAUUUAAGUACCCAUUGAACGAUUUGGUUUGUAGUUCAGUGAUUUCUGGGUUUUGUAAGACUGGUAAACCUGAAUCUGCACUGGAGUUUUACAAAAAUGUGGGAAAAAUUGAAAGUUUGGGUUGUCGUGGGGGAAAUGUAGUAAUGUAUACUUGGCUUGUGAAUGCUCUUUGUAAAGAAGGUAGAGUUGAUGAAGUUAGUGAGUUGGUUUGUAAAAUGGAGAAGGAAGGAGUAGUUUUAGAUGCUGUGUUUUAUAGUAGUUGGAUUUGUGGGUAUUUUAAAGAAGGGGUUUUGAACGAAGCGUUUAGAAAACAUAUAAUGAUGAUUGAGAAUGGAGUAAAUCCGGAUACGGUUAGUUAUACGAUUCUUAUUGAUGGCUUCACGAAAGAAGGUAAUGUUGAGAAGGCUAUUGGGUUCUUGAAUGAGAUGAAAAAAGAUGGUUUGGAACCUAAUUUGGUUACUUAUACUGCGAUUAUGCGCGGUUUUUGUAAGAGAGGGAAAUUGGAUGAGGCAUGGAGAGUGUUCGAGAGAGUGGUAGAGUUGGGGAUUGAAGUGGAUGAAAUGACUUACUCGACUUUAAUUGAUGGGUUGUGUAGAACAGGAGAUUUUGAUAGGGUUUUUCGUUUGCUCGAAGAGAUGGAGCAGAAGGGGAUCAAUGUUGGAGUUAUCACGUACAAUACUGUUAUUAAUGGGCUAUGUAAAGUUGGGCGAACAUCUGAGGGAGAGGUGAUUUCGAAAAGUACGGAAGGUGAUUGUUUUACGUAUAGUACCUUGUUACAUGGAUAUAUUCAAGAAAAUAACGUGGUGGGAGUGUUGGAAACAAAGAGGAGACUAGAAGAGGCUAACAUAAGUAUGGAUGUUGUAAUGUGUAAUGUUUUAAUAAAGGCGUUAUUUCUGCUAGGAGCAGUGGAAGAUGCUUACUUGAUUUAUAAGGGAAUGCCCGAGAGAGGAUUGGUGUCUAAUUCUGUUACUUAUUGUGCACUCAUUGAUGGUUAUUGUAAAGCAGGUAGAAUUGAUGAAGCACUCGAGAUUUUUGAUGUAUAUAGGAGUUCUUCAUCCGACUUUAGUGAUGACAGUUAUAAUUGUAUGAUAUUAGGACUUUGUGCUAACUGUAUGGUAGAUAUGGCUAUUGAGGUGUUUGUUGAACUCAUAAACAAGGUUGUGUGUCCUGAUCAAGUGACAUAUAGGACAUUGAUUAAAUCGAUUCAUAAGGAAAGGAAUGGAGAAGGAGUUUUGGAGUUUCUUCAACGGAUUGGGGAUAUGGAGCCAGAUAUAUAUACUUCCGUGUGCAAUGAGGCUAUUCAUUUUUUAAUCAAAAAAGGUUCUUCAGAAGCAGCAUUUGGCAUGUACUUGAUAAUGAGGAAGAUAGGCUCUAGUGUGGCAAGCAAGGGUUACUAUUUAAUACUCAAAAGUUUUUUUGCUGAUCAAAAUAGAAUACUGGCGCCACUGGUGCUCAAUGCAUUUCUCAAAGAAUAUGGAAUUUCUGAACCAAGAAUAAUUAAAAUAGUUGUUCGACACUUGUCUGGAAAAGAUGUAAAAAAAUGCCUUCAUUUUCUUGACAGGAUGAAAAAGAAGCACACUUGUAUAACUAUUCCUACAACGGUCUUCGAAGAUCUUAAGAAACAAGGUAGAGUUCUGGAUGCCCAUAAGCUAAUUAAAGAAGUGGAUGGUACUCAAACAGUUUGUGAUUUAUUUGGUUAUUCAAUAGUAGUUGAUGGGCUUUGCAAAGAAGGAUUUCUGAACAAGGCCUUAGAUCUUUGUGUUACCAUGAGAAAGCAUGGGAUACCUCCGAAUAUUGUCAUUUACAAUUCAGUGAUAAAUGGUUUGUGUAACCAAGGUUGUUUUGUUCAAGCGCUUAGGAUUUUUGAUUCGCUAGAGAAAAUUGAUUUGGUUCCAACUGUUAUAACUUAUAAUACACUUAUAACUGCUUUAUCAAAAGAAGGAUACCUUCAAGAUGCAAAAAAGCUGCUCGAGAAGAUGAUUUUUCAGGAGUUCAUUCCAAACACUCGUGUUUAUAAUUCACUGAUUGAUGGCUACUGCAAGUAUGGGUUGUUAGAUGAAGCUUUGGAGCUUCUUUCACAUUUUGAGAAGAGUUUCUGUAAACCAGAUGCGUUUACUAUUAGGGCUCUAAUUGAUGGUUGUUGCAGAAAAGGAGAAAUGGAAGUGGCUCGAGAAUUCUAUUUCGAAUUCAAAGAGAAGGGAAUUUUUCCCGAUUUACUUGGUUUUAUCUAUCUGAUAAAAGGACUUGUUGUGAAGGGAAGAAUAAAGGAAGCCAGUGAAGCAUUGGAGGAUAUGCUUCAAAUACAAUCCAUCAUCGAGCUGAUAGAUAGGAAAGUUAGUGGAAUUAAAAACGAAUCAAUUGUAAGUUUUCUGGUGUUUUUGUGUCAACAAAAAAGAAUUGAAGAAGCUUCUGAUGUCCUUUAUGAAGUUGGGUCCGUGGCUUAUCCUUGUAAGAGGUCUCAUGUAUCAACAAAUCUAAAGGUGUUAUAUGAUACGGAGGCUCAAAGAAAGGUUGGGUCUUUCACUCCCCAUGUAGUCAGUAUGGAUUCAUCAUCUUUGAAUUUAGAAAAAGUGGAUAAUUUAAAAAAGCAGUGUUGGUCGGAUGACUUUGAGGCUUGUUAUUCUCUCAUUGCAUCACUCUGUUUAGAAGGGGAGAAAGAAAAAGCUAACAGGGUAGCAAAAGAAAUGCUAUUACAUGCUUAAGCAACUUAUUGAUUAGAGAACUGCGUGAUUAGUUACUCUUUAUCCUCGGUCUUCGGAAAGUUUGCACUGGCCUUGUCUUUGCUGAUGCCGCCAAAAGAGGAGUUGGUGAGUGGGUAUCGUCUUCUUGUGGAGUCGCUUGCAAUUCAAUCUACGAGGGGCUACCACCAAUUCCUACCAGGGAAUGUACUGAUGCUGAGAUCGCAGCUUGUGGUGUCAUUAGAGAUAUCUUGCAGACACCUCCUAUUGAAACGAAGACACCAAAACUUGCUCAACUCCAGGCACAUUACCUGUUGAAAAGCUAUGAGAUAAAAGUUCUUCGAUGAAGAGUGGCUGAGUGGGUAUUGUCUUCAGCAGGAGCAUUCUCUAACUGGAAGCCCAUGCUGAAGUCAUUUGGAAGCCACACUACCUCAAAAAUUUGCUUGAGAAGACGAUAUUCCAGGAGUUCAUGAAUGGUUGAGAAAUAUGCAAUCCUGAUUGUUUAUAUUCACAUGAUAUUGGCACAAAAGAAGAUAGUUUUAGUAAAGAUGAUAGAAGAUUGGCUUAUGCAAGGAAUAGAGCACAGCAAAAUAUAGCUAAUACAAAUCAUUUCUGUCAGCGUUCAGGAAGUAUGCUACCUCCAUCUUCUGAUGAUUUCUUCAUUGCUGAGACUGCAUCUAGCAAAAUCAAUACCCAAAAGUGUGGCAAAUAUAAGUUAUUGUAUAUUCCUGCGCCUCAGCCACAGAUCGAAACUUCUCCUCCUAAUAGCAGCAGCUCUGGUAGAUCUCAUGUGCUUCCAGCUGCAGCUUUUUGGGGUUUACACAUUUCCAAUGGUCGGCAGCCAACUAUAAGUUUGUCUUAUUCUGAUGGAUCUGCCAAACAAAAACUGAUUGUUCGCUUUCCUCUAUAGUUGCAAUCUCAACACAGGCAUCUUUGUUGCAUAAUGGUGCAGGAAAAAGAGCCGUAAUAAACUGAACCAGAUAGCAAUGCAAAGGUUAUGUGUGUUGUAACUCCUGCUUCCACGAAUUCGGAUAACCACGUAGCUAAAAAGGUUAUGUAGCAUAGUCAGAUGGGAGUCACAAUGCCACCAAUGGAAAAUCAGGUGUUCAGGGGUAGUGUGAUGGGAAUUCAAAUGCGAACAGAUAAUACACCAGGUGUAGAACAGAUUGUGUUGCAGAAGAAUGGUACAGUUGAUAAUCUAUGCUCUGGAAUAGACGUUAUGAUCACCCAUCUCACUGUCCUCGAGGUAAACUAUUACUCCAGAUUGCGCGUCAAUUUCACAAGAAAAAUCUGAUAGGAGUCCGGAGUUACCCUCACAAGUGAUACCAGAAGUGAACAACAAAGUGAAAGAGUUAUCAGCUUUCCAUGAGCAAAUUUUGAAGUUUUCAGAACUUACAAAUCCAUCAUAUAUAUUCGUUUAAUUUGUUUCAAAAUCUCAAAUCAUUGUAUUGGCCAUUGUUUCACCUUGGGUGUUGUUUGUUGUACGAGUAAUCUAACUGUACAUACGAUGAAGUAUUGCCAUUUGCACAUUUCUUAGAAUCCAGUGGACUUGAAGUGAGAUUUUACUAUUCAAGCCUGCCCAUAUCUUUC
Molecule: messenger RNA, 4839 nt
Organism: Papaver somniferum (opium poppy)
Lineage: Eukaryota; Viridiplantae; Streptophyta; Magnoliopsida; Ranunculales; Papaveraceae
Product: pentatricopeptide repeat-containing protein At5g57250, mitochondrial-like
Exons: 8
Coding region: 70-3273 (1067 amino acids)
Molecular function (GO): protein binding
Source: RefSeq, a predicted model, not a curated record